AUGGCGGAAAGACUCCAACAAAUUGCUGGACAGCUGCGCCCGGCUCGAGAAUCUGCUACCCAGCAAGAUUCGAAAGACCCUUCAAGGAUCGACGGCUACGUCGUGCUAGUUACCGGAGGUGCACAAGGCAUCGGCAGAGCUACCGCAAACCUCCUGGCAACAAAAGGCGCCAAGAUUGUGAUAGCGGAUGUUAGUGAGGAAAAGUCCAGCGAGGCCGUCCGGGACCUUCGUGCCCACGGAUACGAGGCAGUGUCGAUCGUCGGGGACGCACUCGAAGAUGGCUUCGCCGAGAAGACCGUGAAAUAUGCGCUCGAUGCCUUGGGAAAAGUCAACUGUUUAAUCAACAAUGCUGGGUUCUGCUACGACGCUGCCAUCCACAAGAUGGACGACGAAAAAUUCGACGUUAUCAUGAAGAUCCACAACUAUGUUCCCUUUCGCAUGAUCCGCGCCCUGUCCGCACACUGGAUGGAUCCCGCCAACCGCGAUAUGCCAAAAGUGAUUGUGAACGUCUCAUCAACAUCUGGUCUACACGGACAAAUGGGUCAAAUCAAUUACGCCACGGCGAAGAUGGGUGUUGUUGGCCUCACUAAGACAGUGGCUUCCGAGUGGGCCCGAUACGGAGUCCGCUGCAAUGCGGUGGCGUAUGGUUGGAUGGAUACCAGGCUCACAAGACCGCCCACAGGCGAGGAGACUGUAGCCACUGGCGGCAAGGAGAUAGUCCUGGGGAUUAGUGCUAAGGCGAAGAAGUUUCGCGAUUUGUCUGAGAUACCUCUUGGGCGGUGUGGCACCGUGGACGAUGCGGCCGGAGUGAUGUUGUUUUUGGCAAAGAGUAGGUGCGACGCCUUGGAUGAGGUAGGAGAUCAGCGUCUCUCGGAGAUCAUUGCCAGAAAAAUGUAA
Molecule: messenger RNA, 897 nt
Organism: Scedosporium apiospermum
Lineage: Eukaryota; Fungi; Ascomycota; Sordariomycetes; Microascales; Microascaceae
Exons: 5
Coding region: 1-897 (298 amino acids)
Molecular function (GO): oxidoreductase activity, acting on the CH-OH group of donors, NAD or NADP as acceptor
Source: RefSeq, a predicted model, not a curated record